GCUACAUGCGUAUCUAGCUGAGCUCCAUAUCUAGCUUUUCUUUCCUUCACUAUCCUUUGUUAUGAAAUCUAUCUCCAAGCUUUGAGUUUCUCAUACUUUAGCUUCGACUCUCUCUCUCCUAGCAAAGCUAGCUAGUUAACCAAAAAAGUAAGAAGAAUAUGAAGAACUUGUCAUCUCUUGUAGUAGGGCACACAAGUUUCCUACUUGUGAUUUUCUUCAUUCUAAUCUUGACAAGCACAAGCCUACGUGUGAUGCCUCAUCCUUCAAAUCUUCAAAAACAAAUUGCCGCUUCUACAUACAAUAGGGAUGACGUCCGGACGUAUCUUCAGAAAGGAGGAAAGAACGAAGUAGGAACAAAGAUGGAAAUGGAACUAUACCCGACCGGAACCGGGUCGAGCUUGCCGGACUGUUCACACGCCUGCGGGCCGUGCUUUCCAUGCAAAAGGGUGAUGGUGAGCUUCAGUAAGUGCUCCAGUACUUCGGAAUCAUGCCCGAUUGUCUACAGGUGCAUUUGCAAAGGCAAAUACUACCAUGUCCCCGGCCUCUAAAUCUAAGUCACUCUACUACUUCUGGGUUUCUUGUCAUUUGGUUGUUGGUGGGCUUAAUUUGUAGCUUAGGGGAGGAACAGAUUAAUUUGAAGAGUUUGUAGGGGAAAUCGAGUUUGUAUAUGGCAGAAUGAUCCAAUUUCUUGCUUUUUAAUUUUCUUUUUCUUGUCACAGUUGAUUAAUGAGUGGA
Molecule: messenger RNA, 735 nt
Organism: Rosa rugosa (rugosa rose)
Lineage: Eukaryota; Viridiplantae; Streptophyta; Magnoliopsida; Rosales; Rosaceae
Product: protein EPIDERMAL PATTERNING FACTOR 2
Exons: 3
Coding region: 159-548 (129 amino acids)
Biological process (GO): guard cell differentiation; stomatal complex development
Source: RefSeq, a predicted model, not a curated record